AUUGAGUCAUUAGAAAAGAGAUGAAGCAGGGCUCUGAAUCCCAACCUCACACAGUGACUGCAGUGUAUGUCAAAGGAAGGACUGAUUGUGACGAGAAGUCAGACCAUGCUGAUUUGGUAAAGGAAGCAGAAAAGCUGUUGGAGAGCCGAGCUCAUGAUGGAGAUCAGCAGGCCUCUUUCCUUCUGGGACAGCUGUACUUUGAAGAAGGCUGCUACGAGGAGGCACUGCAACAGUUUGAAAAAAUCAAGGAAAAAGACCUUAAUGCUCUGUACCAGCUUGGUGUGAUGUAUUACGAUGGACUAGGCACAGAAGAAGACCAUAAAAAGGCAGUAGAUUAUAUGAACAAGAUUGCCAAAUGUGACACCCCAAAAGCGCAAACCAUUAAACAUGCUGCUCUGUACAACCUGGGUCGAGCACAUCUGGAAGGAUACAGUGUCAAACACUCCGAUGCAGAGGCAGAACGGUUGUGGCUUUUGGCUGCAGAUGAUGGAAACCCAAAAGCCAGCAUAAAAGCACAGUGUGCCCUGGGGAUGUUUUAUUCCAGACCACAUACAAUGGACCUAAAGAAGGCAUUCUUCUGGCAUUCUGAAGCCUGUGGCAAUGGAAGUCUCGAGUCCCAGGGUGCACUGGGUGUCAUGUACCUUAAAGGACAUGGCAUUCGCAAGGAUACUCUCUCUGCAUUCCUGUGCUUGAAAGAAGCCGCAGAGCGAGGGAAUGUCUAUGCACAGGGUCAUCUGGUGUCCUAUUACUACAACAACAAGUUGUACUCCAGAGCAACUGAGAUUGCCAAAAGGAUUUCAAAAUAUGAUGAUAUUCCAGCAAUAGCAAGGACCACAGAUUGUCUUCCACACUACGUAAAACAAGGGAUUGCCAUUGCACUUUUCUACUAUGCCAGGUGUUUGCAUCUGGGUUUGGGUGUACAGCAGAACAAGGAGGAAGCCAUGCAGUUCUACUCAAAGGCAUGUUGUCUUGAUACAGACAUUUUUGCUGAGCUGCAAGAUGAAGUUAUCUCUGGAAAGAUUUAGAAAAUGCCUCAUCCCAUCUGAACAUUUACAAACGAUUCUGCUGCGAAGACUUUUUUUGUUUUGUUUUUGUGACGGUACACAAUUAGGUUAAUGUUAUGCAUCUGUUGAAUGAUUUACUUACUACAUGAAUAAAAAUGUCAUUCCAGUGCCAUUGACUCAGUUCUUAAUGAGCCUGCUUGUUGAACAAGUCCUCUUUACAUUUAAAAGGUUCCUACUAAUAGGAGUAUAAAAACCUUGUAAAUCAUACUUCAAUUGAGAGUUUGAAAGUAACUUUGAUUACCAAUAUCUAAAGAGCUGCGUGCAACUGGAAUACUUUACCUUCAAAGAUGCUAUAAUGAAUGCAAAUUCCCUAAAUGUAUUGGCUGUUUGUUCCACUUAUGAAUUUCUUAUUAGUAUUGAAAUUGUUUGCAUUAAAGGUUCCUUUCAUUUAAACAGUAAUACUGGAGAUAUAUGUGCUGCAGACACGUUUUAGUAGUUAAAGCCAGAGAUUACACAGAAUCUGGGAAAUGCAGUGGAUUUUUAAUUUUUUUUUUUUUUUUUUUUUUAAUGCAAACUGUUUUUUGCAACCACAUAAAUUGUGCUUUUGAUUCUUGGAUGUUGUAUUAUGAUAAAUACAGUACUGUCAAUUAACUACAGAAAUAAUGGGGACAGAUAUGGGAUUAAAACAUUUUGAGAUACAAAUAAAGCCAGAUGUGAUGUUUUGCAUUUUGUCCUAACUGUAAUUCAGACCUAUGUAAUAUCACAUAAUAUGAAUCAACAUAAAUCAGCCAUGCUUAUAUAAAGGAAAUAGCCAAGCCUUACCCAGUCUUUGUUUUAUUUUCACCUUUUCACCUCUUUUUUUUUUUACAGUGGUGUUUGGUGAAGUGCCACCCGCUGCCAAAACAUGACCAUGUUCUGGUCUUUCUUGGUGUAUACACUGGGAAAUGAGUAGUACUUGUAAAAAAAAAUUCAAAAAUUGGAGCCUGGGUCCUGAAUAUGUAACUAGGCACAAGAGAUGGUCUGUAGAAUGCAUUACUAACGGUACAGCUUGAAAUCCCUGCAGGGUUUUAUUUCAAACAGAGGGUUGUGGAGACAUGGUAAACAAAGGAAGAGCAAGCAAGAAACUUAAUGGAAGGUAGGUUAGAUGUCAUUACAACACAUUUGAUGUACAUUAGGCAGAAUCUGAUUAUAGUAGCUGAUGAACGCACAGGGUUACAAGGUUUACAGCACAACGUAUGCAAAUAUGUUAAGUCUGAAAUUUGCUGUUUAUUAUUUUAUACUGACCAUAUCACCAGUUUAAGGGUGAAUCAUACAGCGCAAGUUCGCAUCCUGGCUGUGUGAAGUAGGCCUGUUUUCGCUGGGGACCAAAGGGAGCGUUGCAUUGGCUCUGGUGCUCCUGUGGGUUAGGGGGGCAAAAUCGGAAAGGACUGUUCCUUCUCACCGCACUACAGCAAACCUUGCUGGCCAGGCGCCCAGUGAACGCAAAGGCAGACACCUGCAGGGCUGACCUUAGACCUCCGGAGGUCGGUAGC
Messenger RNA from Polyodon spathula (Mississippi paddlefish), 2536 nucleotides. Its product is annotated as LRP2 binding protein. Gene Ontology annotation, molecular function: protein binding. The transcript is spliced from 8 exons. The coding region runs from base 21 to 1025 and encodes 334 amino acids. The record is from RefSeq and is a predicted model, not a curated record. Lineage: Eukaryota; Metazoa; Chordata; Actinopteri; Acipenseriformes; Polyodontidae.